Cucurbita moschata (crookneck pumpkin) is the source of this 1738-nucleotide messenger RNA. Its product is annotated as probable arabinosyltransferase ARAD1. The coding region runs from base 51 to 1592 and encodes 513 amino acids. The record is from RefSeq and is a predicted model, not a curated record. NCBI's taxonomy places the organism in Eukaryota, Viridiplantae, Streptophyta, Magnoliopsida, Cucurbitales, Cucurbitaceae. The transcript is spliced from 9 exons. Gene Ontology annotation, molecular function: glycosyltransferase activity.
UCACAUUCCUAAUUGUGGAAUAGAAAUUCUGAAGCUGAACAAGCAACGCCAUGCGAGGGAGGAACCCUUCUUCAUCAAUGUCUGCUCAGAUCCAGAGAUCCAAUCGAUCUCUUCUCCUCUUCACGCUCUCUCUUCUCGCCAUUUCCAUCCUCUUCAUCCUCGUUUUUCUCUCCCCUUCCAAUCCCAAUCCAACUUCCUUCCACCAUCCAAUUUCCUCUCUCAAACCCGAGACCUCAUUCGUCAUCUCACUCGAGCAUUUCCUCACUCACAAGGCUCCAAAAUCCCCUCCGAGUCGCGAUGAUACGGUUCCUGCGGCCGGAGAUGUCGAAGAGUCGUCUAGGAAGCUCGAUGAGGCACUUUCGGAGGCAGAAAUGGGGCGGGUGGUUCGAGAUCCGUACUAUCCACUGGGGUCGCCGAUUAGAGUUUACGUUUAUGAAAUGCCGUGGAAGUUCACUUUCGAUUUGCUGUGGUUGUUUAGGAAUAGCUACAGAGAGACCUCCAAUCUCACCUCUAAUGGCAGCCCCGUGCACCGUCUUAUUGAACAGCAUUCUAUAGAUUACUGGCUGUGGGCCGACCUAAUUGCUCCAGAGUCAGAGAGACUGCUAAAAGGCGUGGUGAGGGUAUAUCGACAGGAGGAAGCGGAUCUCUUCUAUAUUCCCUUCUUCACAACUAUCAGCUUCUUUUUGUUGGAGAAACAACAGUGCAAAUCACUUUACAGGGAGGCUCUAAAGUGGGUGACAGAUCAACCUGCAUGGAAGCGAUCUGAAGGCAGGGAUCACAUACUUCCUGUUCAUCAUCCAUGGUCUUUUAAGACCGUUAGAAAAUCUAUGAAGAAGGCCAUUUGGUUGCUACCAGAUAUGGACUCUACAGGAAACUGGUACAAGCCUGGGCAAGUCUAUCUGGAAAAGGACCUUAUUCUUCCCUACGUUCCAAAUGUUGAUUUAUGUGACAGCAAAUGCUUAUCAGAUGGGCAAUCAAAGAGAAACGUACUGCUCUUUUUCCGUGGUCGGCUCAAAAGAAAUGCGGGAGGAAAGAUACGGGCAAAACUUGUUGGAGAGCUAAGUGGUGCAGAUGAUGUAAUAAUAGAAGAGGGAACGGCUGGUGAAGGAGGGAAAGCAGCCGCUCAGAAUGGAAUGCGCAAGUCCACCUUUUGCUUAAAUCCUGCUGGCGACACUCCAUCAUCUGCCAGAUUGUUUGAUGCUAUUGUCAGCGGCUGCAUUCCUGUCAUUGUUAGUGAUGAAUUGGAGCUUCCAUUUGAAGGAAUACUUGAUUACAGGAAGAUUGCGUUAUUUGUUUCCUCUAGCGAUGCUCUAAAAGCAGGAUGGCUUUUAACAUAUUUGAGAAGUGUUAGUGCCGCUGAUAUCAGAAGACUGCAACAAAAUCUCGCUAAGUUCUCAAGACAUUUCCUUUAUUCCAGUCCAGCUCUACCCAUGGGUCCGGAAGACUUGGCUUGGAAAAUGAUUGCUGGGAAGUUGGUGAAUAUAAAGCUUCAUACGAGGAGAUCCCAACGUGUGGUAAAAGAAUCAAGAAGUGUGUGUAGUUGUGAAUGCAGGCCUUCAAAUUUGACCAACUCCCCUCCUCCUUCCUUAUAAUCUCUAUAUCUUUAUCCAUUGCUCCAAUGCCUUGCCUUCGAUUGGGAGCCAAAAUUAUUACUCCCAACUCACCCAAGGGAGAAUGUCAUUUUUUUUUAAAGAUAUUUACAUUUGUAAAAGCCUUGAUGUAAGAUGUUAGUUUGCAU